Messenger RNA from Colletotrichum phormii, 1569 nucleotides. RefSeq lists its product as uncharacterized. The transcript is spliced from 4 exons. The coding region runs from base 1 to 1569 and encodes 522 amino acids. Lineage: Eukaryota; Fungi; Ascomycota; Sordariomycetes; Glomerellales; Glomerellaceae. The record is from RefSeq and is a predicted model, not a curated record.
AUGGCCCCUCGCUCAUGGGCCCAGAUCGCCGCCACUGGCACGACGCCCAAGCCCAGUCCUCUGCGCCGAGAGGUCUUGGCCGACCAAUCCACCAGCCCGGGUCCCCCUCCGCCCUCUGCCGCCGACUUCCCAUCCCUCAUGGGAUAUACGGAGGAGGAGGAAGAGGAGCGGAGUAUUGCAGCCUCACGGGCUGAAAGCCCCUGCCCUCGCCCUUCUUCUUCUUCUGGCCCCGUCUCGGUGGUGGGGGGGAAGGAGGAAUUUGGUGUUGCCUCUUCCCUUUUGAGGGGGAGCAACCCAUCUUCCUCUUCUCCUCCAACUAUCACGAUUCUCAAGCGUUAUACCGCCGCCACCACCACCACCGACGACACUGCCGAGAUGGGCAACCAGAAGCGACAGGAGAAGCUCGCUGCGAAAAAGGCGGCGGAGGAGGCAGCUCGUCAGUGGCUGCUGCCGGAGAUUCCGGCCAUUUCGGUGGUCGGCUCAUCUUCGACGGCAGCUGCUGCGGCUGUUGAUUCUGCUGCCAUUGACGCGGCCGACGUUCCUCUCCCGGCGGACGAGGAGAAGGAAGACAAGGGGAAGGGACUGGCAAUCCCGACCCCGACCGAAGAAGAGGGGACUGUCGCCUCGUCCGAGGCUUCGGCUAAGGACGAGGCGCUCAGAAGAGCCAUGAUCGCCUCGCUUGAGCGAGACCACCGCGCUGGGCUCCUCCUGAAUAGGGAGACUCAUACCUUGUUCCUCCGUGUCCGAGAGGGCACGACGAUCGGAUGUCAUCGCGACAUCGUCAUCUCAGAGGCGCCCAAGUUGGCGGAGCUCCUUCCCCCUGCCGACGAGAACGGCAAGACCUACUUCGACCUCAGUGACUGCGCGAUGCCGUACCUCAGCCCGGUCAUCUUCUACAUCUAUAACGGUGAUCUCCCCGGCCAUCGAGUGACCCGUGAUUGUAUUUGGGACACCCGACCCAUCAUCAACAACGUCAUGUUCUACGGCCCGGCGCAUCGCUUCGGCGUCUCGUCAAUGCUCAAGACCCAGCUUGACAACAUGGAGGAGGCCUACGAGAUGUACCGCGUCGCAUUCGGCGGCCGUUACUUCUACUACCAGAUCAGCGAGUUCCAAAAGUUGGCAGGAUUCGAGAUUCCCUUCCGGAUGGCGCUUGUUCAUCUGUACCUCGACAACCCCAUGGAAGACGAGGAGCUCAAGCCCAUGAAGGUGGCCUUUGCCAAGCUGGCGACCGUCGUGCUCCCCUUCAUGCGCCGGCAGCCUAGCUUCAAUCUGACCCAGAGCCUCUGGGAGGGUCUUCCGUUCCCCUGGCGUUCCGAGUGGGAGGAGUUCUACUACGAGGGUCUGCUUCCUGACUUCCCGAAGAUCUUCGACGAGAAUAUGGAGUGGGCUGAGGAGAAGGUUGACGAGAGCCGCUUCUUCUACGAAGAGCCUAUUGAUCCUGCUGGCCCGUCUUCGCGUCCUGCCGUGUCUGGUCCCGCCAAUGUUCCGUUAUAUCAGGAGUCCGUCGAGGAGAUGUGCCUCCGUCUUUCUGGCUGCGGUCUUGAUCCCGGCUACCCGUUCACUGGCUAG